This is a messenger RNA of Canariomyces notabilis, 1510 nucleotides long. RefSeq lists its product as uncharacterized. Lineage: Eukaryota; Fungi; Ascomycota; Sordariomycetes; Sordariales; Chaetomiaceae. The coding region runs from base 107 to 1276 and encodes 389 amino acids. The record is from RefSeq and is a predicted model, not a curated record. The transcript is spliced from 3 exons.
AUCUCACAGUGCAGACCUAUCGGAGCCAUCUCACUGGACGUUGUAUGCCGGGUGCAAUUCUCUCUGACCACCUUCAAUACUUAAUAGCCCCUCUCCCGCCCACAAAAUGACUGAAUACAGCCGCACCCCCUACUCCUUUUUCAAGAGACUGCAACUAUCGUUCCGCGCACUCUUCGGCGGCAUCCCGACUGCACGGUCAAUGGAUCUUCCAGAGGGAUGGCCCGAGUGGCUCAUACAAACUAGCCUGACGGCAGACAAGUGGCUGGGAUACAGGUUUGAACGGAACGUGGAGAUGUCGCCUAGUCGAGCUCAGCAAUUCUAUAUAUCUGAGGUAACACACUACAAGGGCACCAAGGCGGCGUCCAAGUUCAUGCAUGAGUUUAUCGUCGUUACUAUCCGUGACGGCCUUCAGGACGAUCAGUCUGACGAUAAACGCCUUUACCUUCGUUACGAGCGUUAUCGGAAAGAGGACGAUGACCACGCAGUGUCAUCCAUGAUUCUUACCAAUACGCCGGCGACAAGGAUUGACAAACUCGAACCCCUGUCUCAGCGUGCCAUCGAAGACCUGGAGAGGUCUGUGAAAGCUGAGAAAACAUUCCGUCUGAGGCGGAUGAGGUUCGAGGCGACACCCCCAACACUCCUCGACCUCGCAGCCGUCCUCGAAGCCCAUUCAACACUCUCCACCAAAUACCGUCUGCACACGACAAUGUGUUACUGGUUCGCCGGGUCCACGUACGAGGUUCUCGAGGAUCUCUACAGAGGAAAAAGCGAGGACCUGCUGCACGCCAAGAAGGCCGGCAAGCUUGGCCCGAUUACGGGAUAUCGCCAGAUACGUGACAAGCAGAAGGACGGGGACAUGAGUGGUUUGGUCAAAUUGGUCCGGAGCUUUGAGGAGAAUGGCGGGGAUAAGAAGAUACGCGAAGUCUCCGAUGCCGAGCUGAGAGAGGUGGUGGAGAAGGAGCUGCAGGAGAUACCCAGCCUCGACGAUCUCCGCCAGCGGAGCACGGAGCGUCGGGACCAAGUCAUGGCAGCCAUCGAGAAGGUGGGUGAUGAUGAGAGGCUUGCACUUGAGUUCUUUAGUAUGCUAACAAUGCAACGAUGUAGCGCGAACGAGAGGAAAGGGAGAGGCAGCUUGCUGACCAGAGGGCUGAGCGGGCUAGCGAGAGACUGGCUGCUGCAGAACAGCAGCUUGCUGAGGAGAGGGCUGAGCGACUUCAGGAGCAGGCUAGGCGACUUGCUGCCGAACAGCAGCUUGUGGAUCUCCAGCGUCGCUUAGAAACACUUGAAGCGCAAGUAGGGCGAGCAUGAUUAGCAACACGACGGAUCUAACCCAGCCCUUUCCUCUUCUUGGCCUCUGCCUUUUGUUAACCACCUCGCCUCUUCAUUAUAACCCGUAUGGGGUUCAGGGUAAGAGAGGCGACUCCGACUUGACCUAUUCACCCAAUGCAAUCGCAACAGAGGGCUGUAUAUGACCAGUGUCUACCGACAGGGUCACGGUUGCCCUAGGCUG